UAGUAUGAAAUUGGAAAUUUGGGGAGAUGUGAUUUGCAACUUGGUGGAUUGGGGGGGUGAGGAUUUUGAAUAAGCUGCUGCCUCUAUUCUCUGCCAUACAAAGAAUUUGUAUGUUGGAGAUGAAUUUUGGAAAAAAUUUAGGCAGCUUGGUUUGAGAUUACCUGUCGAACAAGAUUGGAAAAGGCUAAGGAUGGUGAUGGAGACUGCCGAUCUCUGUUACAAAAUUUCAUGAGUGUAGGGUGUAUUUUAGGAAUUAGAACAAUAGAAGAAAAGAGUGAAGUACUGGAAUCCGAUUCCCCUUGGUUACUCCUCUCUUCUCGUGAUCGAUGGAUUGAAGUUGGCAACAAAAGGGUCUCCCUCUCUGACUCUCUUCUCUGUUGUAUCUCUCACAGUUGGAGUAAUUGAGAUUGUGAAAGAAUGUGUGAACGCCUAGAGGAGAUUAGGAGCUUGUACAACUAUGGAGCAAGGAGAAUAGCUGUUUAUGGGUUGGCUCCACUUGGUUGUAUACCGAAAAAUCUGUAUAAAACUGUAAGCAACGGAUCAAUUUGCAACGACACCAUUAAUGAAAUCGUGCAGCCCUUCGACGACCGGUUGAAGCCACUCAUCGACUCCCUGAACGCCGAUCUCCACGGCUCGCAUUUUACCAUGAUCAAUUUUACCAGUCUUAUUACACAAGGCCACAAUUCAGCAUUACGUAUUAAAUUUACAAAUGCUUCGUGCUGCACGGUAUCAAAAAUAACAGGAUUAUGUAACGCUGGAGAAGAAAUAUGCAGCAAUAGAAAUGACUAUUUUUUUUGGGAUAAUUAUCAUCUCACUGAAAUCGGAAAUCGAGCUGCAGCUGCGAGAUCCUCCCCGUGCAGAGCUGCCCUCCGAUGCUUACCCUUUCGACAUUCAUAG
Molecule: messenger RNA, 897 nt
Organism: Salvia splendens (bonfire salvia)
Lineage: Eukaryota; Viridiplantae; Streptophyta; Magnoliopsida; Lamiales; Lamiaceae
Product: GDSL esterase/lipase At2g19010-like
Exons: 3
Coding region: 418-897 (159 amino acids)
Molecular function (GO): hydrolase activity, acting on ester bonds
Source: RefSeq, a predicted model, not a curated record